GGAGGCGGCGGAGGCCAGGGAGGAAGAUGUCGUAAUGAGCGAUCCGCAGGCCAGCAUGGCUGCCACAGCCGCUGUCAGCCCCAGUGACUACCUGCAGCCCGCUGCCUCCACCACCCAGGACUCCCAACCUUCUCCUCUUGCCCUGCUUGCUGCAACAUGUAGCAAAAUUGGCCCCCCAGCUGCUGAAGCUGCUGUGACACCUCCUGCACCCCCCCAGCCCACGCCACGGAAACUCGUCCCUAUCAAACCUGCCCCUCUCCCUCUCAGUCUUGGCAAGAACAGUUUUGGAAUCUUGUCCUCCAAAGGAAAUAUACUUCAAAUUCAGGGAUCACAACUGAGCACAUCCUACCCGGGGGGGCAGCUGGUGUUCGCCAUCCAGAAUCCUACCAUGAUCAACAAAGGGAGCCGGUCCAAUGCCAACAUCCAGUACCAGGCGGUCCCGCAGAUUCAAGCGAGCAGUUCCCAGACCAUCCAAGUGCAGCCCAAUCUCACCAACCAGAUCCAGAUCAUCCCUGGCACCAAUCAAGCCAUCAUCACCCCCUCACCGUCCAGUCACAAGCCUGUUCCCAUUAAGCCAGCCCCCGCCCAGAAGUCGAGUACAACUACCACCCCGGUGCAGAGCGGGACUAAUGUGGUGAAGCUGACGGGUGGGGGAGGCAAUGUGACGCUAACUCUACCCGUCAACAACCUUGUGAACACCAGUGACACCGGAGCCACGACUCAGCUGCUCACUGAAAGCCCCCCGACCCCGCUGUCCAAGUCCAACAAGAAAGCCAGGAAGAAGAGCCUUCCUGCCUCCCAGGCCCCCGUGGCUGUGGCAGAGCAGGUGGAGACGGUGCUGAUUGAGACCACUGCAGACAACAUCAUCCAGGCGGGAAACAACCUGCUCAUCGUUCAGAGCCCUGGUGGGGGUCAGCCGGCCGUGGUCCAGCAGGUCCAGGUGGUGCCCCCCAAGGCAGAACAGCAGCAGGUGGUGCAGAUCCCCCAGCAGGCCCUGCGGGUGGUGCAGGCCGCAUCCGCCACCCUCCCCACCGUCCCCCAGAAGCCCUCCCAGAACUUUCAGAUCCAGGCGGCUGAGCAAACGCCUACUCAGGUCUACAUCCGCACGCCUUCCGGUGAGGUGCAGACGGUCCUUGUCCAAGACAGCCCCCCAGCAACAGCUGUGACCACCUCUACCACCACCUGUAGCAGCCCUGCAUCCCGGGCUCCCCAUGUUAGUGGGACCAGCAAAAAGCAUUCAGCUGCCAUCCUCCGAAAAGAGCGGCCCCUGCCAAAGAUUGCCCCCGCUGGGAGCAUCAUCAGCCUGAAUGCAGCCCAGUUGGCAGCAGCUGCCCAGGCCAUGCAGACCAUCAACAUCAAUGGCGUCCAGGUCCAAGGCGUGCCUGUCACCAUCACCAAUACUGGCGGGCAGCAGCAACUGACAGUGCAGAAUGUUUCUGGGAACAACCUGACCAUCAGUGGACUUAGCCCCACCCAGAUACAGCUGCAGAUGGAGCAGGCCCUGGCUGGAGAGACCCCUCCUGGGGAGAAGCGGCGCCGCAUGGCCUGCACGUGCCCCAACUGCAAGGAUGGGGAGAAAAGGUCUGGAGAACAGGGUAAGAAGAAGCAUGUGUGCCACAUCCCCGAUUGCGGCAAGACUUUCCGGAAGACGUCCUUGCUGCGGGCCCAUGUGCGUCUGCACACCGGUGAGCGGCCCUUUGUCUGCAACUGGUUCUUCUGUGGAAAGAGGUUCACGCGGAGCGACGAGCUCCAGAGGCACGCUCGCACUCACACAGGGGACAAGCGCUUCGAGUGUGCCCAGUGUCAGAAGCGCUUCAUGAGGAGUGACCACCUCACAAAGCAUUACAAGACCCACCUGGUCACGAAAAACUUGUAAGGCCAGCUGAGGCGGCAGGCCUCGAAGAUGCAGUCCCCCGUCCAUGUCCUGACUGGACCUCUGGCUGAAAGGUGGCCUAUGGCCGCCCCGGGCUCACCCUCAGCCCUCUAUCCUGUUCUGCAACUGUGUCCCCCAAAGGAAGGGGCUCUGCUGCCCCCUACUCCUUCUCCAGAAGCCUCUUGGCUCUACCCCACCCCUUCCUUCUCACCACGAGCUC
Messenger RNA from Chrysochloris asiatica (Cape golden mole), 2093 nucleotides. RefSeq names its product Sp2 transcription factor (gene SP2). Gene Ontology annotation, molecular function: RNA polymerase II cis-regulatory region sequence-specific DNA binding; DNA-binding transcription factor activity, RNA polymerase II-specific. Lineage: Eukaryota; Metazoa; Chordata; Mammalia; Afrosoricida; Chrysochloridae. The transcript has 7 exons. The record is from RefSeq and is a predicted model, not a curated record. Gene Ontology annotation, biological process: regulation of transcription by RNA polymerase II. Bases 35 to 1876 code for a protein of 613 amino acids.